UGUUGUGUAAAUGUGUCAAAAUGAAUACUCGAAGAAUGGAUCGCAAAAAGACCAUGACCAUGAAUUGGGACGGCUUACGAGAUGACGACGAUGAGUUCUUCGAACCUACUCGCGACUUGGCUUCCGAAAACUCCGAUGACGAGAACGAAGAAUUCGACGACUGUCACGUUGCCUUCACUUCCAUGGCACCGCCCGUUACGAUGGAACAACCAACCGUCGCCCCCAUGGCGACCCCGGCGGCAACCCAGGCGGCUCCCGACUACAAUAUCUGGAUGGCGUCUCCGGGUUCCAUUAAGGCGCGUAGACAAAAGCUUUUUCAAGGCAUGGGCUUAAAUUCCAACAAACAACUUCUCAGUCUCAAACGCAUCGUUUCCAACAAGCCCCCUAUCAAAUCCGUUCCGGUUCCAGCUCCGGCUCCUGCACCAGAUCCUGCAUCUAUUAAGAUUACUUCUAGGGCUCCUCCAUCAUCCGAAGCUCCGGCGAGUGUUAAGACUACAGCUCAAGCGCCUGAAAAAUCCAGACCCCUGACGAGUGUUAAGACUACUGCUCCCACAUCGGAACCUGAAAAAACAACGAAUGAAGAUUCUUCGAAACAAGAGUUGCCUCACUCGCCGGUUUCUUUCCUGUUGGUACGAUCCCGAUCAGAAGGCGAGAUCGAUUCACGUUCAGUCGAAAAGCAAAGGAAACAUGAGAUGCUCGGCACCGUAUCGAAGCAACGUCUAACGAGAACAUAUUCAUUAAUAUCAACCCCAUCUGCAAAAUCAUACGUCUUGGGAAAACUCAAAGUUUCUUCCCCAAGAAAACCAGAGAAUAACCGUGCAGGACAUAGACAAAGCGCUUCUUUAAACUCAAUUGCCUCGAAACGUGCGUACGAAUCGUUCUUCUUGAUUAAGAAUCUGGACACGGGGAAAGAGUUCAUCGUCAACGAGUAUGAUCAAGACGGGAUGUGGAACAAGCUGAGCGAUCUUCAAACGGGGAAGAAGUUAACGAUGGCUGAAUUCGACAAAUGCGUGGGGUAUUCACCUGUUGUGAAGGAGUUAAUGCGUCGAGCAAAUGAUAAUAAGCCGAACUAUAUCUCCAAGAGCUUGAAGACGAGCAUGAGUAAAGGUGCUUCCAUGUUGAAAAGCAUAACCAAUUCAAUGGCAUUGAGGGGCGAGAAGGAAAGGGAAGUAGUUUUAGCCUUGGAACAAAGUCAGAAGAAUAAUAAUGCUAAGAUUGGAACUGGGACUGGAAACAAUCAAUGGGUGAAAGUUAGACAAGCAGGGAAAUCAUACAAGGAACUUAGUGCUUUGCAUUUAUGUCAAGAGAUUCAGGCUCACGAUGGAUCCAUUUGGGCCAUCAAGUUCAGCACCGACUCCCGGUAUUUAGCCAGCGCGGGCGAGGAUAGCGUAAUUCAUGUGUGGGAAGUUCAAGAAUGCGAGGUGAUGAACGAAGGCGGUCUAACACCGGGGAGUUCACCUAUUCAUCCGUCGCAACAGAAACCGCCACCGAAUAAGAACAGUCAAAUUCCUGAUUAUGUCCAUAAGCCAGAAGUUGUGUUUUCACUCUCAGACAGACCAAUCUGUUCUUUCAAUGGCCAUACAGAAGAUGUUCUGGACUUGUCUUGGUCCAAAUCUCAGCAACUACUUUCAUCUUCAAUGGACAAAACUGUGAGGCUGUGGGACUUGGAAACCAAGAGCUGUAUAAAGGUGUUUGCACAUAGUGACUAUGUAACUUGCAUACACUUCAAUCCCGUCGACGACGAUCAUUUCAUAAGCGGAUCACUCGAUGCGAAAAUUCGAAUUUGGAAUGUACCGGAUCGGAGAGUCGUCGAUUGGACCGAUGUCAAUGAAAUGGUCACUGCUGCCUGCUACACUCCUGAUGGCCAGGGUGCUUUUAUCGGUUCACAUAAAGGCAAUUGUCGACUGUAUAGUACUGAAGAAUGCAAAUUAACUCAGAAAGAACUGAUUAACGUUCAAACCAAGAAGGCUAAUGCUAAAAAGAUCACCGGUUUCCUGUUUUGUCCGACUAAUCCAGCUCAAGUACUCGUGACUUCGGCGGAUUCUCGAAUCCGAAUCCUGGAAGGUUCGGAAGUGAUUUAUCGGAUCAGCGGGUUCCGAAACACUAGUAGUCAAAUUGCAGCUUCGUUUACUCCAGAUGGGAAGUAUGUGUUAACUGCAAGUGAAGAUUCCCAGGUAUUCUUUUGGAGAUACGACGAGCCGAAGAGCACCAGCACCGGCACCGGUAAAAGAACUGUGGUGAAUGCUCGCGGAACUGAGCAGUUUCCGUGUAAAGCCGUUUCGGUAGCUAUCCCGUGGACCGGUACUAUAAAAGGCGAGCCUCCGUCGAUGGGGGGAUCACAGUCGAAGAGGAACUCGAGACGAACGCAGUCAUGUGACAUACCACCAAUCAAUGAAGACAGCAUUCAACCAAACAAGAAAGGUUUGCCACCACUUCCCAACAAGAAGAACAAUGAUGGGGAGAAAACCACUGCACCUUCGGAAGAAGAACCUUCCGAAACAUCUAAUGCCGAACCAGGGAUCAGCGAGGAGUCGUCUUCGAAGUUAGGAUCUUCGUCGAUAAGAAAAGGUGAUUCGCCGUCGAUGUCAUCUUCAUCGAUACAAGCCGGCGAUCCAGCUUCGAACUCGAGUCCCGUCCCUGCAAAAUUGGAGGUGUCGAAUUCGCUGCCGGCUGUACCAUCUAUUUGGUCAUGGUUCGAUGUUGUAGGUGGCGGAGCCGCCGGUCCUACGGAAGCAACAGCAUGGGGCGUAGUAAUCGUUGCUGCCACACUUGAUGGUGAAAUCAAGGUGUACCAGAAUUUCGGGUUGCCACGUAAAAUUGCCCUUAUCUAA
Molecule: messenger RNA, 2831 nt
Organism: Hibiscus syriacus
Lineage: Eukaryota; Viridiplantae; Streptophyta; Magnoliopsida; Malvales; Malvaceae
Product: WD repeat-containing protein 44-like
Exons: 6
Coding region: 21-2831 (936 amino acids)
Molecular function (GO): protein binding
Source: RefSeq, a predicted model, not a curated record